Parascedosporium putredinis is the source of this 1941-nucleotide messenger RNA. The record is from the annotation of a GenBank genome assembly. NCBI's taxonomy places the organism in Eukaryota, Fungi, Ascomycota, Sordariomycetes, Microascales, Microascaceae.
AUGGCGGCGUCGGGCCCUGUUACGGUUGGCGGCUUAUCCGCAAAUGGAGCAUCAAGCAUCACCGUCCCCCAGAGGAAGGCGACUGGCCCACUGACAGAGGAGGAGCAGUUUGUGAUUCGGGAAUGUCAGAAAAUCGUCCAGUUCAAGGACAAGAUCCUAGCUGGCACCCAUCGCAAGAUCCAGCUUCCGCCGCAGUUCGCUGCGAAAGGUGCCCCCUCCCAAAAGGCCUCGGCCCCCGACCCCCGAUCGAUGGCGGGUGCGCCCAAGCAAUGGUCACGUAGUCGUCAGGCGAAUCACGAGUCUGUCGGCGUUGGCGGCUGCGGGUCCCCCGUUCCCGGCACUGGGAAAGCCACUAAUGCUGCAGCUGACGAGGACACCUCUUUCGACGAGAACGACUACUACUCCUCCAGGCACGAUACCCUCGAGUCCCGCGACACUGCCGCCGAGCCUGUGCAAGUCGAGCCUGUGGAGGCUGUCGUAGCCUCGCGGACGGCCGAAAACCCGUCGCCCCUCCUACUGGGCCGAAGCGUCCAGGCCCCUUUCACCACCAACCGCCGGCAGGCCCACGAGCGGACGGUUACCCGCCUGCUCAACCGGCGCGCCCCUGCUGGCGCGGAUAGUAGUGGCGCGCAUGGAGGCGCGAGAGAUAGACCUGCGGGCCAAGAAUUGAGAUCCGCAAGAGCGAACCCGGGCCGCACUGUCCACGAUUCGUUGGAGAGCGGCGAGGCGACGCAAUCAGACGCCUCCAUCCGCCCAGAGACCGUCACGCACCCACAGCCUAUAAAGGACACACAGCUCCCCGCGAACCAACCUCGAGCCGCGCCCCUUGUUCGAUCGCACAACUUGACGCCGAUUGCGCCGCAAGCCGCCCAUAUUUCCUCCCUGCUUGGCGCACAGUCUGCCCUUCUUCCGAGUGCGGUUGACUCUCCUCUCGAUAACGGGGUCCACCGAGGUGCGCCCGCGCAGCACGGACAGCCGUAUGGCCUGCUGCCUGAAGACCUUACGCAGUCCGCUCCGGGCCGCGCCGAAUACAAUCAGGUAGCGAGACCUGACCAGGCGGAGCGAGUUCCUGCCGGAUACGGCAGACGCGAUGACCUCUAUCAAUCCGGGCCGGGCGGCGUGGAGCCUGCUUAUAGUCGGCCAGUCUCCCGGACUAAGCCUCCCAAGCGCUACCAGGCCGUGGAUACUUUCAAGACGAAUAUGCGCGGGUUGACUCUGAUGGCCUUGGCCCAGGCCUUCAGCGUCCUCCCCACGGCCGAUGCCGAUGUCAUAUACGAAGGCACGGCUCCCAUCCGACAUUCCGUCGCGCCGCAGGUGCGGCCGCGAGAUGCGGAUAUCAUCUACGAGAGAACUGCCCCGGUACCUGCCAUGGCCCGAAGGGCCGGGCCUGAAAUGUAUGAAGAGGACGGGGUUGUUUAUAGACGCCUCUCUCCGCCACCUUAUAUGGGGCCCCGGCGUGUGAUAACUCAACCCGAGUUCGGCCCCUCGGAUGGGCUGGCAUAUCAACCCCGCGGAUACUCUGUUAGGCCAGUGGGGCCUCCGGUUGACGAGUAUGCGGCCGACCAAGGGUUCACUGAUCGGAGAGCUAUUGAGGCACCGCCUCGUCAGUAUCUCACGCGAUCAGCAAGCGUUCGGCCGCUGGAGCCUGUCAGGUAUGAAUACGCGGCAGAUACGAGGGCCAGGGUCCGGGGCUUAGGCCCAGAGGCUGAGUACGCGCCCCUUUCUCGACCGGAGAGUCGUGUUGAACUCAUGGCACCCCCGCCAGCUCGUGAUUACGGGCCCCGCCACGUUGUGCAGCGCUCUUAUAGCGUUCGACCUGUCGAGCAGUACUACAGCCAACCGGCACCCCUUGAUGAUGGGGAGGUGACUUAUAUUGAGAGGCCCCCAGUGCGCCCGGAUGUGGUUUACGCCGGUGAACCUCGGAGAGAAGUGUAUAGGUGA